GCUGACAGACCGCAAGUGUUUCUCUUUACGCGUGGUCGAGAGUUGUGGUUUUUCUCAGUGAAAAACUGCAUAAAAUUACCAGCUGUUGCUAUUAAAGUGUUGAUAAACUUACUCUCUAGGAUCUGGAGAGUCUAAUUCUUCGGCACCAGUGAAAAUCCAAGUGUUGUAGUUGAUUUUGUGUCGUGUUUCUUACGCGCUAAUAGAGGUCAAAAGGACUUUCAAAUCAGGCAAUUUUCCCGGAGAAAAAUGUACAAACAAAGUGCCAGAAGACUCCAAAGUCUCCCCAGGGAAGAGAUCCGGGCUUUUAUAAACUCCUUUGACACUGUCCUUACGGAUUGCGAUGGAGUCAUUUGGUUGUUCAAUGAAGCCAUCCAGGGUGCGCCGGAAGUCAUCAACAAAUUCAUUGAGAUGGGCAAGAAGGUGUUCUUCGUCACGAACAACUCAACCAAGACCAGAGAUGAGUUCCUGGUGAAGGCGAAGACACUGAACUUCAACAUGACACGCGAUGGAAUCAUCUCAACGUCCUAUUUGGCUGCGCAGUACCUGAAGCACCAGCAAUUCUCCAAGACAGUGUUCGUGGUGGGCAGCCAAGGAGUCGUGCAGGAGCUGAACGCCGCUGGAAUCAAGAAUAUCGGAUACGGGCCGGACGUCCUGCAGAACGGCUUGGCGAGCUUCGUGAACGAUGAGAUGAAGCGCGAUCCGGACGUGGGCGCCGUCGUGGUGGGCUUCGAUGAGCACUUUAGCUUCCCGAAGCUCGUGCGUGCGUGCAGCUAUGCUGACGACCCACAGUGCCUCUUCCUGGCCACCAACACGGACGAGCGUCUGCCGCUGCCGCACUGCGUCAUUCCCGGCACGGGCAGCAUCGUGCGGUGCAUCGAGACGGCGGCGGAGCGGAAGGCUUUCGUGGUGGGAAAGCCGAAUCCGUACAUCUGCGAGGCGCUCAUCGCUGAGCACGGUGUGAAUCCCGCCAGGACGCUCAUGAUUGGCGAUCGGUGCAACACAGAUAUUCUCCUGGGCGCCAAUUGUGGCUUCCAGACGCUCCUUGUGGAGACGGGAAUACACAAGGAGGCCGACGUCCGGGCGUGGCUCAACUCCAGUGAUCCCGAGGAUCGAAAGCUCGUGCCUGACAUGAUCGUCACUAAGCUGGGAGAUGUUCUAGAAUACUUACAAUAGGAGAAA
Messenger RNA from Phlebotomus argentipes, 1179 nucleotides. RefSeq names its product glycerol-3-phosphate phosphatase-like. The transcript is spliced from 3 exons. Bases 247 to 1173 code for a protein of 308 amino acids. Gene Ontology annotation, molecular function: phosphatase activity. The record is from RefSeq and is a predicted model, not a curated record. NCBI's taxonomy places the organism in Eukaryota, Metazoa, Arthropoda, Insecta, Diptera, Psychodidae. Gene Ontology annotation, cellular component: cytoplasm.